Molecule: messenger RNA, 1508 nt
Organism: Carassius auratus (goldfish)
Lineage: Eukaryota; Metazoa; Chordata; Actinopteri; Cypriniformes; Cyprinidae
Product: G-protein coupled receptor 183-A
Exons: 2
Coding region: 140-1255 (371 amino acids)
Biological process (GO): G protein-coupled receptor signaling pathway
Cellular component (GO): membrane
Molecular function (GO): G protein-coupled receptor activity; oxysterol binding
Source: RefSeq, a predicted model, not a curated record
UGCUCAGUCGGGUGUGUAAGAAAACGUGGUCAAUACCAAGACCAGGAGGUGCCACUUUUCACACUGCAAUGAUCAGACCAAUUGACACAACACAGACACAAAAACUGGGGCACAAGAAGUUGAUUUCAUAACUGACCCCAUGGAGAUAGAAGUAGAUUCAAACACCACCCACAAUGACUCAGACACCUGUACCAACCUGUAUGACCAUCGUGACUGGGCACAGUAUUUCCUGCCUACAGUGUAUUCUCUGAUUUGCAUUGUGGGUCUACUGGGCAAUGUGUUGGCAUUGCAUGUCAUCUGGCCUAAUUUAAAAAAACUCAACUCCACAACUCUGUAUUCUGCCAACCUGGUGGUGUCGGACAUCUUGUUUUUGCUUGCUCUGCCCUUGCGUACGGUUUACUAUGCCAAGGGGUUCCACUGGCCAAUGGGGGAGGGUUUGUGCAAAGCCGUGGCGCUGCUGUUCUACAUCAACAUGUACGCCGGUGUCAACUUCAUGACUUGUUUGAGCGUGGACCGUUUUAUUGCAGUGGUGCUGCCGCUGCGCUUCUCCCGAUUCCGAAGGGUUCAGAAGGUGCGGUACAUCUGUGCUGCCGUAUGGGUCCUUGUAUUGAUGCAGACCCUGCCUUUGUUGUCGAUGCCCAUGACGAACGUGGAAAAAAGUGGUCACAUAACGUGUAUGGAAUAUCCCAACUUUGAGAAGAUUGACAACCUGCCUGUCAUGCUCAUCGGUGCCGUGGUGCUUGGCUUCGGCAUCCCUGUGAUCACCAUCCUGGUGUGUUAUUCUGCACUGUGCUCCAAGCUCCGCCUCCUGGCCAAGUCUAAUAAACUGACAGAGAAGUCGGGUCGUAGUCGCAAAGCCAUCGGCGUGAUUUGCGCUGUCAUUCUUGUGUUUGUGGUGUGCUACACCCCUUACCACGUCGACCUUCUGCAGUACAUGAUCAGAAAGCUGCGGUAUAAGCCAGACUGCUCAGAACUGCAUGACUUUCAGAUCUCCCUUCACAUCACUGUCUGCUUAAUGAACCUUAACUCGUGUCUGGAUCCCUUUAUCUACUUCUUUGCCUGCAAGGGAUACAAGAAGAAGGUACUCAAACUGCUCAGGAAACACGUGAGCAUGUCCUUCUCGAGUGUGGUCAGGACGUCGCCUGAAGGCUCCUCCAAAGACGUGUUUGCUAAUGACAAAAUCCAUAUGAGCUCCAGAAGCACUCAAAAAGAGAGGAGCAGUGUGCUGUUGAGCACCAGCAAUGGUUUUGAAUAAACAACAACAACAACAACAAAUGCAGUUCACUGUCUAUAUGAGACUUAAUAUCACAGCAAAUUUCUUACAUCGGGAUUACUUUUACACACUGUUCAAGUUAUUGUUUCAGAUGGUUGUUAAUAUUUUGUUUUGCUGUUUAAAGAUUAUUGCACAUUUGUCCUACAUAUUGCAGUUCAUUUGAGUGAAUUUGUUCUUAAUUUUUUUUUAAUUGAUCUUUUGAAUAAUAAUAAUAUUAAAGGUGCAAGCAGUGAUG